UUUGUUUGCUGCUUUAACUUCAGUAAUGUUGCUGUUUGUUUCUGCUCUGUCAUGUUUCUACAUGUUCACUUCUUAUUUCACCACAAACUCUGGAUCACUGCUGUUUAAACAUCCAUCAAUAUGAUUAUUAGGUUAUUGAUUCACUGCAAUCAGUCAGUAUUUAUAUUAGAUUAUUGAUUGACUUCAGUCAGUUUGAUCAGCUGCUGAUGUUUCUUUGUUUCUUCACAAUACAAACUGCGUCGUGUCUUUUUAUACUUUCGGUUUCUCUGUGAGUCUCUGCAGCUCCAUGACUCCAUCUGCUGGACUGAUAGUAGAAGUGCAGCAGCUGAUCUUCUCCAGGAGGAUCUGAGUGGAUGAAUGAUGUUUGUUUCCUGUGCAGGUGAAGGUAGAAAGUGUGUGUGAGCUGCUGUGAGUUGAGCAUCAUGGAUGAGUGUGAGGACAGAGAGGAGGGAGUCCCUCCCUCUAAAAGCUCUCUGUGUGGGGAACAGGAGAACCAGAGCAAAGCUCAGAGGAAUCCACCUGGACCUGGACCUGGACCUGGACCUGGACCUGGACCUGCAUCCAGCUGUGUGUCGUUAAAGAGCGACCGGUCGAUGGGUCGCUUAAUUGACUUUAAAGAUGAUCAACCUCCUGCUGCAGAGAAAAUCCAUCAGAGACCAGAGUCCUCUGGACCUGGACCUGCAUCCAGCUGUGUGUCCUUCAGGAGUGACUGGUCUAAGGAUAAACCUCUUUAUUUUAAAGGAGAACAAGGUCCUGCUGCAGAGGGAGUGGAGCAGCAGAACUCAGAGGUUCCCAGAGCUCAGUCUGUCCAGCAGCAUCACCUGGACUCCAUAUUCAUGCUGCUGGAGGACAACAUGGUAACUUUUGUGAAGAAGGAGCUGAAGAAGAUGCAGAAGGUUGUGAGUCCAGAUUACCCAGAAUGCUCAGAGAGUCAGAGGGAGGAUGAGGAGGAGUUGGAGGGUGAUGAUGAAGAUGAGAGGAGCAGCAGAGAGAUGUUUGAGCAGAUCACAGUGUUGUUCCUGAGGAGGAUGAAGCAGGAGAAGCUGGCUGACUGUCUGCAGAGCAAACUUUCUGCUGCAGUUUGUGGACGUAAACUUAAAUGUUCUCUGAAGAAGAAGUUCCAGAGAGUGUUUGAGGGCAUUGCUAAAGCAGGACAGCCGACCCUCCUGAAUGAGAUCUACACAGAGCUGUACAUCACAGAGGGAGGGACUGCAGAGGUCAAUGAUGAACAUGAGGUCAGACAGAUUGAAGCAGCAUCCAGGAAAGCAGACAGAGCAGAAAGAAGCAUCAGAGCAGAAGACAUCUUUAGAGGCUCACCUGGAAGAGAUGGACCAAUCAGAACAGUGAUGACACAGGGAGUGGCUGGCAUCGGGAAAACAGUGUUAACACAGAAGUUGACUCUGGACUGGGCUGAAGACAAAAGCAACCAGGACAUCCACUUCAUGUUUCCAUUGACUUUCAGAGAGCUGAAUGUGCUGAAAGAGAGAAAGUUCAGCUUGGUGGAACUUGUUCAUCACUUCUUCAGUGAAACCAAAGCAGCAGGAAUGUGCAGCUUUGAAGACUUCCAGGUUGUGUUGAUCUUUGACGGUCUGGAUGAGUGUCGCCUUCCUCUGGACUUCCACAACAAUGAGGUCCUGACUGAUGUUACAGAGUCCACCUCAGUGGAUGUGCUGCUGACAAACCUGAUCAGGGGGAAUCUGCUUCCCUCUGCUCGCCUCUGGAUAACCACACGACCUGCAGCAGCCAAUCAGAUCCCUCCUGACUGUGUGGACAUGGUGACGGAGGUCAGAGGGUUCACCGACCCACAGAAGGAGGAGUACUUCAGGAAGAGAUCCAGAGAUGAGGAGCAGGCCAGCAGCAUCAUCUCCCACAUGAAGACAUCACGAAGCCUCCACAUCAUGUGCCACAUCCCAGUGUUCUGCUGGAUCACUGCUACAGUUCUGGAGGAGCUGCUGAGAAGCAGAGAGGGAGGAGAUCUGCCCAGAACCCUGACUGAGAUGUUCAUCCACCACCUGGUGGUUCAGACCAAAGUCAUGAAGGUCAAGUAUGAUGGAGGAGCUGAGACAGAUCCACACUGGAGUCCAGACAGCAGGAGGAUGAUUGAGUCUCUGGGAAAACUGGCUUUUGAGCAGCUGCAGAAAGGAAACCUGAUCUUCUAUGAGUCUGACCUGACAGAGUGUGGCAUCGAUAUGAGAGCAGCCUCAAAGUACUCAGGAGUGUUCACACAGAUCGUUAAAGAGGAGAGAGGACUGUACCAGGACAAGGUGUUCUGCUUCGUCCAUCUGAGUGUUCAGGAGUUUCUGGCUGCUCUUCAUGUCCAUCAGACCUUCAUCAACUCUGGAGUCAACCUGCUGGAAGAACAACAACAAACAACAUCUCGUUGGUCUAAACUGUUCCAGAGUAAAUCAGCACGUUUCUACCAGAGAGCUGUGGAUGAGGCCUUGCAGAGUCCAAACGGACACCUGGACUUGUUCCUGCGCUUCCUCCUGGGUCUGUCACUGCCGACCAAUCAGAAUCUCCUACGAGGCCUGCUGACACAGACAGGAAGUCUCUCACAGACCAAUCAGAAAACAGUGAAGUACAUCAAGAAGAAGAUCAGUGAGGAUGUGUCUGCAGAGAGAAGCAUCAAUCUGUUCCACUGUCUGAAUGAACUGAAGGAUGUUUCUCUAGUGGAGGAGGUCCAACAGUCCCUGAGAUCAGGACGUCUGUCCACAGAUAAACUGUCUCCUGCUCAGUGGUCAGCUCUGGUCUUCAUCUUACUGUCAUCAGGAGAACAUCUGGACGUGUUUGACCUGAAGAAAUACUCUGCUUCAGAGGAGGUUCUUCUGAGGCUGCUGCCAGUGGUCAAAGCCUCCAAGAAAGUUCUACUGAGUGGCUGUAAUCUGUCAGAGAGAAGCUGUGGAGCUCUGUCCUCAGUCCUCAGCUCCCAGUCCUCCAGUGUGACAGAGCUGGACCUGACUAACAACAACCUGCAGGAUUCAGGAGUGGAGAGUCUUUCUGCUGGACUGGAGAGUCCACACUGUAAACUGGAAGCUCUCAGACUGAGUGGCUGUAAUCUGUCAGAGAGAAGCUGUGGAGCUCUGUCCUCAGUCCUCAGCUCCCAGUCCUCCAGUGUGACAGAGCUGGACCUGACUAACAACAACCUGCAGGAUUCAGGAGUGGAGAGUCUUUCUGCUGGACUGGAGAGUCCACACUGUAAACUGGAAGCUCUCAGACUGAGUGGCUGUAAUCUGUCAGAGAGAAGCUGUGGAGCUCUGUCCUCAGUCCUCAGCUCCCAGUCCUCCAGUGUGACAGAGCUGGACCUGACUAACAACAACCUGCAGGAUUCAGGAGUGGAGAGUCUUUCUGCUGGACUGGAGAGUCCACACUGUAAACUGGAAGCUCUCAGACUGAGUGGCUGUAAUCUGUCAGAGAGAAGCUGUGGAGCUCUGUCCUCAGUCCUCAGCUCCCAGUCCUCCAGUGUGACAGAGCUGGACCUGACUAACAACAACCUGCAGGAUUCAGGAGUGGAGAGUCUUUCUGCUGGACUGGAGAGUCCACACUGUAAACUGGAAGCUCUCAGGCUGUCAGGCUGUCUGCUCACAGAGGAAGGCUGUGCUUCUCUGGCCUCAGCUCUGAGCUUCAAGACCUCAAAUCUGAGAGAGCUGGACCUGAGCUACAACCAUCCAGGAGACUCAGGAGAGAAGAUGCUGAGAGCUAAAGUGGAGGAUCCACACUGUAGACUGGAAACUCUCAGGGUGACGCCUGCUGGAGUCCGAUGGUUGACACCAGGUCUGUGGAGAUAUUCCUGUCAACUCACAGUCGACACAAACACAGUAAACAGAAAACUCAAACUGUCUGACAGCAACAGGAAGGUGACACGUGUGGAGGAGGAUCAGUGGUAUCCUGAUCAUCCAGACAGGUUUGACUGCUGGGAACAGCUGCUGUGUAGAACUGGUCUGACUGGUCGCUGUUACUGGGAGGUGGAGUGGAGAGGAGGGGUUAAUAUAUCAGUGAGUUACAGAGGAAUCAGAAGGAAAGGAGGCAGUGACUGUGUGUUUGGACGUAAUGAUCAGUCCUGGAGUCUGAUCUGCUCUGAUGAUGGUUACUCUGUCAUUCACAAUAACAUUCAAACAUCCAUCAGUUCCUCCUCAGACUCUGACAGAGUUUCAGUUUAUGUGGACGUUCCUGCUGGAACUCUGUCCUUCUACAGAGUCUCCUCUGACUCUCUGAUCCUCCUCCACACCUUCAACACCACAUUCACUCAACCUCUCUAUCCUGGAUUUGGGGUCUGGUUCUCUGGUUCCUCCUCAGUGUUUCUGUGCUGAGUUCAGUCUCCAGAGUCUCCUCCUGUCAGAGAAACAGUGUUGAACAGAUAGUUGAGUCUCUCCAUGACUCUGUCCCUCACAAACAUGUUUUCACAUUCAUGGAUUAAAUCUAAUCUUCUUCCUCUUCAAAGAUGAAGUUGUGAUUCUUCCAGGAGCCAAAUGUGGUGUUUGCGUCUUUUUCCAGUCAAAUGUUGAGAGUGAAAAUCAGGAUGUGGUGUUCCUCUGACGCUCACUUGAACUAAAAGCAUUUGAGCUGCACAAAGUGUGAAAUGAGAGAGGAAGCAGUGAAUCUACAAACUGCUGACAGACUUUCACACAUUAUUGUCCAGAGAAAAUCAGGUUUUUGUGCAAACAACUGUGCAAACUCUGUUUUAUAAUCUAAUAUUGUUAUUGUAUUCAUUUGUUCCUUUUUUCUUUUUAGAGCAAACAGACAUUUAAAAUCUUUUCCUGUAAAAACAUCUGAUGAUUAUUUAGCUCACAGAGUUUUAAAACCUUCACAAAGCAAACAGAAAUCACACAAACAUCCAGUUAACACGACGUGUUUUCAUCUGAAUAUUCUUUCUAUUCAGACAUUCUAGUUUCUUUUAUGCACUUUAGUCUUGAAGCAAUGAGGACAAACCUACAUUAUUAUUAAAUCUCUCUUUUUAUCCAACAGGAAAUCUAAAUUCUUCCACAUAUUUUAGACUUUCUCUGUAAAAACAGGACAAAAGAAGCUGCAGAACUACAGAAAUAUGAAUGUAAAAGCUGAAUCAGUCUGAAAACUAAACACAAAACUAAUCUGCAGCGUUUAGUUCUGAUAAAUAAUCAGUUUUUGACAGAUUUCUGCUGCUUGGUGGACUGAAGGAACGGCGCCUCCUGCUGGAGUCUCAGCAACAAGAAUUAAAUCACAUGUUCUGAAAAUGAGUGAAAUGAUUCUUAGUUUGAACAGGAAUAGAAUAAAAGAGCAGGAUUUCAUGUUUUUUCUCAGUGUGUCGACCUCUUCUACCAACAAAAAUCACAUUAAAACAUGAGAGAAGCAGUUUUUGUGUUUUAAAUUCAUAAAUAUUUUGAAGAGAAGGUUCUGAAUAAACUGUGGUUAGAAGAAACAUUUUAGCCGCUAACGUCCACGAUAUUAAAGAUUACAAACAUCUGCAUCACCUGUAAUGUUAACAAACACACAGAUCAAUAUUUACAUAUAUAUUAGAGAUGUUAAAUAUUUAUCUCUAUAUACCGACCAGCCCCCCCCUGCCUACCAUCCUGCCCUUGGAAUGAAUAGUUUUGUUGAGCAGCCUUUGAACUGAUCUCUGGUCUGUUCUGAUGUUGGACUUGUUUGUUCCUCAGAGCUGCAUCAGACUGUUCUGGACACUUUGUCUUGUCCUGUUAGUUCACUUCCUCCUGUUUCAUCAGUUUCUUUGUUCAGUUUAUCCAGUUUCAGGUUGUUUUUUUGUAUGUUUCCUCUUUUGAACUUAGUUGUUUGUUUUUGCAGUCGCAGCAGUUUUGUUUGUUUCUGGAAUGAGUUUGGUUUAUUUUCUCCUCAGUCCAGUUUGAACAUUUCUGUAUUGAUUUAGUUCCUGCUUUGUUUAAUAAAUUCCUUUUGAAUCCUC
Molecule: messenger RNA, 5890 nt
Organism: Acanthochromis polyacanthus (spiny chromis)
Lineage: Eukaryota; Metazoa; Chordata; Actinopteri; Pomacentridae
Product: NACHT, LRR and PYD domains-containing protein 12-like
Exons: 13
Coding region: 423-4307 (1294 amino acids)
Molecular function (GO): protein binding
Source: RefSeq, a predicted model, not a curated record